CCGCCUCCAGCCGCCGCCGCCGCCGCCACCACCACCGCCGCUGCCCCGGCUGCCUCCUCCCUGAGGAAUUGAAGAGAAUCUUGACAAGUGGCAUGUUGGGAAAGGCCUGAAGGAAGCCAGACCAGCUUGCUCUCAGAGCUCCUUGGGUCCCCUGCGGCCCCCAGGUGAUCUUCAGCAAGACCUGGUGGGAACUUUGAGGCUCAGAGACAGAGCAGAAGACAGAACCUGGUCAUCUGAUUCCCUGUGUUCUGCUUUUUCUUGUUCCACUGGACGCUCAUCAGAGGGAAGAUCUUUUUCCUCAAUUGGAUAUCAGCUUCUUGAGAGCAGGGUCCAUGUUUGUUGCAUCUGUAUCUCCGCCUGUAGAAGAUUCUCUGGCAUAGGGAUUUUUGUGCAGGAAGUGUUUAUUCAGGAACUGAAUGGAUCUCAGAAGAUUAUCAUUUGGGAAUAGAUCUACAUGACAAGAAAGAACAAAGAGUCUCUCUCAUUCUUUUUCCCAGAUAUAUCCCGGGAGAAAAUACCCUCGACUUUUUCUUAUCUUUAAUCUGAGAAGGAAGCAGUUGUUGGAAUCUGAUUUAGGAUUGGCUCUAGUGGCCCUGUGUGCAGACACAGAUCUUGGGAUUCAUCUGACCAUUUGGGGAGAGAGGUUCUUGAGGGGCACCUUGAUGAUAACGAGUCUUUCUAAAGCUUUAAGUUUGGCGUUUGAGGUGGUUGGAAAUACCAGGUCUUCCGACUUUUACGUUCUUUGUGCGCACGCUGGUGAUGUGCGUAUGUGAACCUUUAUUAUUAUGGACUCAGCCAGCAGUAACCAUGAUACUAGCAUUGCAGUUGGCUGAACCUUGUGUCAACCAUCCAUUCCAGGAGCCAGCGAUCUGAGAUUCCAACAAUGUCUCACCCAUCUUGGCUGCCACCCAAAAGCACUGGUGAGCCCCUCGGCCAUGUGCCUGCACGGAUGGAGACCACCCAUUCCUUUGGGAACCCCAGCAUUUCGGUGUCUACACAACAGCCACCCAAAAAGUUUGCCCCGGUAGUUGCUCCAAAACCUAAGUACAACCCAUACAAACAACCUGGAGGUGAGGGUGAUUUUCUUCCACCCCCACCUCCACCUCUAGAUGAUUCCAGUGCCCUUCCAUCUAUCUCUGGAAACUUUCCUCCUCCACCGCCUCUUGAUGAAGAGGCUUUCAAAGUACAGGGGAAUCCCAGAGGCAAGACACUUGAGGAGAGGCGCUCCAGCCUGGACGCUGAGAUUGACUCCUUGACCAGCAUCUUGGCUGACCUUGAGUGCAGCUCCCCCUAUAAGCCUCGGCCUCCACAGAGCUCCACUGGUUCAACAGCCUCUCCUCCAGUUUCGACCCCAGUCACAGGACACAAGAGAAUGGUCAUCCCGAACCAACCCCCUCUAACAGCAACCAAAAAGUCUACAUUGAAACCACAGCCUGCACCCCAGGCUGGACCCAUCCCUGUGGCUCCAAUCGGAACACUCAAACCCCAGCCUCAGCCAGUCCCAGCCUCCUACACCACAGCCUCCACUUCUUCAAGGCCUACCUUUAAUGUGCAGGUGAAGUCAGCCCAGCCCAGCCCUCAUUAUAUGGCUGCCCCUUCAUCAGGACAAAUUUAUGGCUCAGGGCCCCAGGGCUAUAACACUCAGCCAGUUCCUGUCUCUGGGCAGUGUCCACCUCCUUCAACACGGGGAGGCAUGGAUUAUGCCUACAUUCCACCACCAGGACUUCAGCCUGAGCCUGGGUAUGGGUAUGCCCCCAACCAGGGACGCUAUUAUGAAGGCUACUAUGCAGCAGGGCCAGGCUAUGGGGGCAGAAAUGACUCUGAUCCUACCUAUGGUCAACAAGGUCACCCAAAUACCUGGAAACGGGAACCAGGGUACACUCCUCCUGGAGCAGGGAACCAGAACCCUCCUGGGAUGUAUCCAGUCACUGGUCCCAAGAAGACCUAUAUCACAGAUCCUGUUUCAGCCCCCUGUGCGCCACCAUUGCAGCCAAAGGGUGGCCAUUCAGGGCAACUGGGGCCUUCGUCAGUUGCCCCUUCAUUCCGCCCAGAGGAUGAGCUUGAGCACCUGACCAAAAAGAUGCUGUAUGACAUGGAAAAUCCACCUGCUGACGAAUACUUUGGCCGCUGUGCUCGCUGUGGAGAAAACGUAGUUGGGGAAGGUACAGGAUGCACUGCCAUGGAUCAGGUCUUCCACGUGGAUUGUUUUACCUGCAUUAUCUGCAACAACAAGCUCCGAGGGCAGCCAUUCUAUGCUGUGGAAAAGAAAGCAUACUGCGAGCCCUGCUACAUUAAUACUCUGGAGCAGUGCAAUGUGUGUUCCAAGCCCAUCAUGGAGCGGAUUCUCCGAGCCACCGGGAAGGCCUAUCAUCCUCACUGUUUCACCUGCGUGAUGUGCCACCGCAGCCUGGAUGGGAUCCCAUUCACUGUGGAUGCUGGCGGGCUCAUUCACUGCAUUGAGGAUUUCCACAAGAAAUUUGCCCCGCGAUGUUCUGUGUGCAAGGAGCCUAUUAUGCCAGCCCCGGGCCAGGAGGAGACUGUCCGUAUUGUGGCUUUGGAUCGAGAUUUCCAUGUUCACUGCUACCGAUGCGAGGAUUGCGGUGGUCUCCUGUCUGAAGGAGAUAACCAAGGCUGCUACCCCUUGGAUGGGCACAUCCUCUGCAAGACCUGCAACUCUGCCCGCAUCAGGGUGUUGACCGCCAAGGCGAGCACUGACCUUUAGAUUCAGUCACCUGUUCAGCCAGCACUGAGAAGAACGAACACAAGAAAAAGAUAAGAAAUACUAGAGUAAAGGCCAUCAAACUACGCGAUAGUCUCUGUUCUUCAUCUGCUAUUAACCUUGCCUUAGAAACACAUAAAUUAUGAGAUUUUUUUUAAAAGUUGUUACCAAAUACACAUUUCACAUUGAAUCAUGUAGGAUCUUGAUGGGCCUUUGUUCCCAAGGACUUCCACAUUUUUGCACAGAUUAUGCUCCAUCCCAUUCACUUCUGCAUUCCUGUAACUUUUAAUCCCUAUGUUUGUCUCACUUUUCAUCUGGUUGAAUGGCUUUUUUUAGUGUGGUAUUUGCUGUCACAUAGUUUUUCCUGGGUGAGUCUGCCAACUCACAGGUGCUUUUAGGCUUGAAAUCUCCGUCCUAUCAUUUCCGUUUUGCCUGUGACUGUAAAGAGUAGCCAUUCUUUUCCCAUGUAUUGAAGAGUAUAUUCUUCUCUUGCUUUAUACUACUCAUGUCCUUGGGGAGGGAAAUGCACAAUUUUUUUUUUGUUAGGCUGUAAAGAGUUUAAGCUGUAAAUUACAUAAGUUAGAACAAGCCCAAAUUUAAUUUGCAACCAUCAGAAUUCAGAAUCUAUAGUGACCAGUGAUCAAGGCUAAUUGGAAAAGAGUUAUUGGCCCAUAGCUAAUAAGUAGUGACAGACAACCGAGCUUCAAUAUUUUUCUAAAGAAAUUACAGGUGGGAUAUGCUAGAAAAGGCAUUUUGGGGUUAUGUUUAAAAAAACAUUAUUGUCCCACAAUAUUACCUUAAGAUUUUUCUUUUCCACACUAUCUGAACAUUGUAAUACAGACAAACUUGAUUUCUUCUAGAAGAUAACAUUUUCAAUACUGUCCCACUUCUCAUCUUAAAAAUAUUGUCAUGUUUAUUCUAAUAUCCAACACAACUAUCAAAAUUGCCUUUUCCCCUAGAGAAUGAAGGCUGUGAAAAAACAGUUCAAAUUCUCUUCUUUUUCUUUUUUAUUACCAGGUCCAUUUUGCCUGACAAUUGCAAAUCAGAGCAUAUAAAAUAAAACUGUGCAGUUUUGUUUGGUUUACUUUCAAAAGAGUAGAAAGCUUGAAAAGAUUCUGAAACCACAGUUUCAUUAUUCUCAUAAUCCUUCUGCAACUGAAAUUACAUAUUGCAGGAGACAUUUUCAUAUCAUCAAUGUGACAUUUACACCACACUUUCAAAGACAAUCACUGAAAAAAAAAUUGUCUUUAUGAGCUAAAAAUAUGCAGAAUCUCUGCCUAGAAUCUUUAUUCAAACUUUUAUUAGCCAGUGAAACACUUGCUUGCCAACUGCCAAGCCAUACUUAUUAAGUUCGAACAUGUUUCACUUACGGAGAGACACCUAGCUUAGUCAUGGCAAGUUGCCAUUUUGUAAACUAAGGAUUUUGGACUGAGAUUUCUUAAACCUUUCUUCAAAUCUCCCACAAAUAUAUACUUUUAAAUUAUGGAGUAUUUUAAGUCUACAAAAAGGUAUAAAUAAUAAUAUAAUGAAUUCCUAUAUACCUAAUACCCAGUUUAAGACACCAAAUAUAACAAGUAUAAUUACAUCCUCCAAUGUACCGUUUCCUUAUUCCACAGAUAUCUUUUUCAUUAUUGUGAAGUGAUGUUCAGAUUUCUAGUUUUUUUUCUAGUUUUUAAUUUUAACAUCAGAACUGAAAUAAAAAAUUACGGAUACGUGUUUUGAAUUGCAAACCAUUCCUCAGGAAUUCCAAUUAAAUUUAUUUUACUUGAGUAGGAAUGAUCAUAAAAGUGAUUCUUUUUUUGUGACUAGAAAUUCUUAAGCUGAUGGUCACUGCAGCUCAUCCUUAAUGUGUGGCUCAUUUGCUUUUGUCACUAAACGGUUUUGUGUUAGAACCACCAAAAUUAUAGCUUUUAAGAGCUUCCUUUGACCGCUGUCUUUUUCUUACCCUACUUCUCUUAUCUUUGAUCGUAUAUUUCUCAUAAUGUGAAAUAUGAUGAGAUUCACUUAGGGGCAGCAUGUUAGUUUUAGGAGGCAAUGUCAACUGUGUCUCUGAAUUCCUGUCUUCCAAAUUGAAGCCAGACCAUGCUGAUGACCUCAAGUAGCACUGACUGUUUGACAAUAGGGCUGAUAAUGUAAUCGGCUUGAAUUUUGACUUAGUAACUUUUUAUGUAAUACUUUCGGAGAAAUUCUCUUUAGGACAAAGCAAAGAGUCCAAUUUAUUGAGGGAUAGAUUGUAUCUCUUAAAGUGGUCAUAUUAUUAAUUUUGCCAAAAGAAGAAGAAUUUAUUGAAUAUUUAUACUAUAAAAUGCAGUAACAUUCUACUUGCUUAUUACAUUUAAAUCCUUGUGUAACUGAAUGUUUACAUGUCAAGAGGAAAAGCUGUAAGAAAAUGCUGUCACAGACCCAUCCCUGUGGCAUCGUCAGCAGAAUACUGCUUGCUUACAAUCUUUAUUAUGCAUUCUUAUAACAUAACCUCAGAGUAUCUUUACCAAAGGUUUUUAAAGUAAAUCUCUUUUUAAGAUAGACUUAUUCUUUUAUAAUAAUGAAUGUGCACUCAUACAUAUGUAGAAAUAUUUAGAUUUAGAGUUUUUUUUUUCUUUCACAAGGUAUAAUAAGGAAAGGAUCCUACAAUAUUUUAUUCUAGGGUUUCUUAAAUAUAUGAUUUAUAUUACUGUCUUUUCUAUUAAUCAUUUGAUUUAAACAAUGCCAAGUCACUCUUUUUUAGUUGCAUGAAAUUUUGCCUGCAACAGAGAGAAAAAGAUUGUAUUACUUUAAUGAUUAUAAUCAUACUGUCUGCUGAUAUAAUAUCAUAAUUGUUGUGGUUUAAAUACAUAAAUAGUAGAAAAAUCAGAGUCUAUAACAGAAAGUUUGUAAAAAUAUACUGAUUUUGAAAAGUAUCAAGAAUAUAAAUAUUUCGUAAUUCUGUGUAACAAGAGAGAUAUGGAAAAGGAAAAAAAUCCACUAUAUCAUGGGCUCUGCAGAACAUAUCAAACUAGGAUUUCUUAAAUUUUUCAACCCCCAGACCAUACUGACUCAACAUGGAGUCCCACCGGCAAAGAAAAUUGCCUUUAAAACUCGAAAAUAAGGCCAGGUGUGGUGACUCACACUUGUAAUCCCAGCAAUUUGGGAGGCUGAGACAGGAGGAUUGCCUGAGGCCAGGAGUUUGACACCAGCCUGGGCAACAUAGUAAGACCUUGUCUCUACAAAAAAUAAAAUAAAAUAAAAACCAAAUUAGCCAGACAUGGUGGCAUGUGCUUGUUUAAAAAAAUAAAUAAAUAAAUAAUCGACUCAAAAAUAAGUCAUGUGUCCCAGCAUAAGGCAUCAGGUUGUUAGAUGCUGGCAUCUCUGCAGCUCAAAGAUGUGGGUUCUUUUUCUUGUCAUUAACACAUUGUUAUUUCUGUAGGAGCAACUUCUCUGAUCAAAAUUACUUUUCUGGGUAUGUGCUGAUUAAGGGGGUGGACUUAUCAACACUAUAAUUGUUCCCUAUGAAAGAUUCUGCAUAGAUGUUUAUGGUGAGGUUUAAAGGAUAUGAAACUCUACAUUUAAACAAGUAUUUUAUAUUUGGGUACAGAGGAAGAAAGAGAGGGCUUUUUCCAUGGGGCUAUAGUAGAGAGUUAGUGGAAUAUAGACAAGACUCUGAAAACACAACUUCCAGCCAUUUUUAUAGUUAGUAAAAAUCCUAUUAAUGUGAACCAGCCAGGAAUAACAGUGUUAUUUCUAUUUGAUAUGGUUUGGGCUUCUCUUGUCAAAUCUGUGUCGGCUGCCCCCUGAUCCUUCCAUUAUCAAGUUUUGAAGGGUGUUGGGGAAAUUAUGGCAGCUGCUAGGGAGAUCAGGGAAACACUGAUGUAACCUCAAAGCCUCUCACCAUUCCUCUUGGCUUGGAAAGGCUUUAUUUUUUCAUAUACAUUUCUAGAAAUAUUGCUAUUCUACCUUAGUAUUUCACAUUUGUAGUUCAAACAAGCGAUUGUCCAUCUGUUGCCUAGAGCUAUAGUACAUGUGUGUUAUGAAUGAAAUAUGACAGCAUGUUCCAUACCCCUGCUUUAGCCAUCUGUGGGAAACCAGCAAACUGAAAAAGAUACCUCUGCAAAAUGUGCCUCAAGUCCAUUUCUUGGGAUCGCUCGUUUGAUGCACUCUCGUGGGAGACAAUCAGAGAACAACAUAUACUUGUGCCUUAUUUUCAAAGAAUCUAUUUACACUACUAUGAAUAUUCCACUGAAGAGUCAAUGAUGUAAAUGAUAACCACCAAAUCUCAAAAAUAUACUCACCAAAAAGUUAAAAAGUAAAAAAAAAAAAAAAAAAGAAAGAAAAGAGAGAGAGAAGUCAACUUUUCAUCUUAAUAUAUUCUAGUAGUAUUUAUUUUUUCCUUGUCUUGGAAGUAUCUCAUAGGUCUUUAAAUGAGUAAAACAUUUUUAUGCCAGAAGAUGAUAUAAUGGAUGUUAGUGUUUUUUAUUUGAUUUUACAGUAGUUUUAGUCAGAUAAUGAGGACAGAGACUUCAACUUGAUUCUUUACCACCAUUCAGCAUAUUUUUUAAUUGUCUUCAUUGUAUUUGCUUAAUAGUGGUCCAGACAAGUUCAAAACUUGUUCUCAGUGAGGCAUUAAUAUGGUGCAACCAUGAAUAUUUCAGGCCAAGUUAUUCACUUGACAGAUAACUAGAAUGAAACUUUUCUCAUGAGGCUGUUGUUUGGUUAGCAUAGCCUUACUUCAAACCUUAGAAAGUUACCUGACUGAAGCUACUAUGACUUGGUAAGGAUUCUUCCUCCCUUCCUUUCUUCCUCCCUUCCUUUCUGCCUCUUCCUUCCUCCUCUUCUUAUUUUCUUUCCUACUUUCCUCUCUCCCUUUCUUUCCUUCUUUCCAUCCUACCUAUUAGUGUUGCUCUACUUGGAUUUUUUGUAAAUUAAAUCAAUGCAUUAUGAUUUUCGGGAAUUAUGAUUAUAUUCAUAAGGGGAAGGCUACCAGAAAAUAUAUGUGGCAUCCAUAAAAUCUUCUUUUAUAGGGGCAUAUUUUUUAGGUUGUAUUUAUUCAUAAAGUGAAAUGAGAUAAUAGAGUCUUUCUGUGUCAUGUUAAUGAAUUUUCAUCAGGGACUGAGGUCAUAGAUUCUUGGAAAAUUAAUUUGUGACUGAUCUAGUUUUCUCAGCUGUAUGCAAAAUAAUCUUUCAAAGACUAGGUUAAGAUUUUUUUUAAGUCCAAAGCAAUGUAACCACAAAAAAUUAUAUUUUUAAUGAUGGCAUUUUAUUUUAUUCCAUUGCAGCUUGAUAACUUUCCUUAUAGCAAAGGAAUAACUAUUGUAUUUUCAGAAUUUUAACACAGAUUAACACUUAACCUGUAAGACUAAUAAUAUAUUGUAAUAGUUGAUACUAAAAUAUUUUUCAGCAGGUUGGACAGCACCAGUUUUUCUUAGAUCACAGACUACAGGCAGAAUUUCCCUUCAAUCCAGAAAAAAGGACACUAAUUUCCUUUUCUAUUUAAUUUUCCUGGCCCUUGUGCAAAAAAUUGUGGACUGUAUCUUAGUUGCAACAUGCAUGUCCCUUAUUUUGUGGAGAGCUGUGUGAAAGGUACGUUUUUUUUCUUUUUUGAGACGGAGUCUUGCUCUGUCGCCCAGGCUGGAGUGCAGUGGCACGAUCUCCUCUCACUGCAAGCUCCGCCUCCCGGGUUCACACCAUUCUCCUGUCUCAGCCUCCCGAGUAGCUGGGACUACAGGCGCCCGCCACCACGCCCGGCUAAUUUUUUUGUAUUUUUAGUAGAGAUAGAGUUUCACAGUGUUAGCCAGGAUGGCCUCGAUCUCCUGACCUCGUGAUCCACCUGUCUCGGCCUCCCAAAGUGCUGGGAUUACAGGCGUGAGCCACCAUGCCCCGCGCGUUUUUUUCUUUAGCUGAUUGACAGGUCCCCCUCAAAGUUACAAAAAAAAGUGCUAAUUUUUGCUGUUAAAUUCUGGCUGUUAUUUAACUGACAGAAGUCUCGUGAUGCACGAAUAAAUAUCUCUACAUCUGGCCUUUGUUAAAAAUAAAAAUUAAUAUUCUACAAACACCUACAUAUACUAGAGAGGGGUGAAACACUGCAGCUAAUUCCUUUAUAAUACUUUCAGAUGAUUGCAUUAAGCCUUUCAUGUUAUGUGGCAUUGUUAAUUUUUCCUAGAUACCCAUCCACUUAAGGGCCAGAGAAAUCCUUAUUCAUUUAACUCUGGUGGGCAUUUAUGUAACAUACCCAAAUAAAAACGUUAUUAAACAGCCACAAUCGCAUUCAGUCAAAUUGGCACUGAAUGUAGCUUCUAAAUUCAGUUCUCUACCCUACGAAUGGAAUGUUCUACCAAGAAAGGGAAGCAUCACCAUGUCAUCUUGUGUUCUACACCACUAUAGAGAGUUAGUUGCCCCCAAACACGAAUGCUAUUCCCAAAUAAAAUAGAAUCAUGCUUUGGGAGGCCGAGGCGGGCCGAUCACGAGGUCAGGAGAUCGAGACCAUCCUGGCUAACAUGGUGAAACCCCGUCUCUACUAAAAAAAAAAACUACAAAAACUUAGCCUGGCUCAGUGGCGGGCGCCUGUAGUCCCAGCUACUCAGGAGGCUGAGGCAGGAGAAUGGCGUGAACCCGGGAAGCGGAGCUUUCAGUGAGCCGAGAUAGCGCCACUGCAGUCCGGCCUGGGCGAAAGAGCGAGACUCCGUCUCAAAAAAAAAAAAAAAAAAAAAAAAAAGAA
Molecule: messenger RNA, 9407 nt
Organism: Pan troglodytes (chimpanzee)
Lineage: Eukaryota; Metazoa; Chordata; Mammalia; Primates; Hominidae
Gene: LPP
Product: LIM domain containing preferred translocation partner in lipoma
Exons: 14
Coding region: 884-2722 (612 amino acids)
Biological process (GO): cell-cell adhesion
Cellular component (GO): focal adhesion; stress fiber
Source: RefSeq, a predicted model, not a curated record